AUGUCUUCACGGGUCAGAGAAACUUUUAAUCCUAAAUCGCUAACAAAUGCACUUCAAUUAGACAAUCAAGAGUUUAUUCCAAACCAGCAUUCUGCUGUGCAGUUUGAAGAAGACAUCUAUACCUCAUCAAGUGCUCAACUCAACUUUCCACCAAAUGGCAAUGGCUCCUUGGCAAAGCAGGAGCUGCAAAUACUCUGGGAGAUGUUUACCUCUUGGUUGCAGCCUGAAAAGCAGAGCAAGGAGCAGAUGAUUUCUCAACUGGUCUUAGAGCAGUUUCUCCUCACUGGGCACUGCAAAGACAAGUUUGCUUUGAAAGAGCACUGGGAAUCAAGUGGCAGAAACAUGGGGAGAUUCAUGGAGGGGCUGACUGAUGAGUGCUUGAAGCCUCCUACCAUGGUCUGUGUCUCUAUGCUGGGGCAGGAAGCUCUCUUUUCUGAGUAUAUGACCUUAAAAGAAGUCAUCAAACAUUUGAAACAGCAAGCAACACUAAUGCCCACACAAAAGAAACCAAAGAUACACUUACAGAGACCCCAAGACAUGUUCUUGGAAACAGGAAAUAAGAACAGUGAAGAUGGCUGCAACAAUCUCUGGAAUGCUAGUGAAAGGAAUAGUGUUGUUAGUAGUCCUGGAAAUGACAUGGGUCCUCUUCUCAUUAUACAAACAGAUCAAUAUUCUGAGCCUAAAGAUAGAGCUGUUUCUUAUUCAAUCCCCCAGAGUGCCAGAAAGACAAGUGAAGGCACUUCCCAGUACCCAGUAGAGUCCCUGAGAACUUCUCAAACUGAUCUUAUGGAGGUAAAACUAGGAUUAUUCUCUAGGCCACACAUGACUAAAAAUAGUGAUGAUGACCACAACACUUUCUGGGAUGCUAGUGAAGUAAGUCAUGGUGUUUGCAGUCCUGCAAAUGAAAAAGUCUCUCUUCUCCUAAACCAGACAGGGAAGUAUCCUGAGUCUAAACACAGCAGUGUUUCUUAUGGAGUCACUGACGGUUUUAUAAGAGCAACUCAAGGCACCUCCACGCCCCUAAAAUAUUCCUUAAGGGCACCUUCUUCAGAAGAUACCCCAGUGAAGGUACAAGUGCUUGUUACCAGCCCAGACCUUCCUCUUCCUGUGCCUUUACAACUUUUAGGAAGUAAUGAGGUAAACUCUACAUGUAAAGUUCACCAAGAGAGACUCCAGAGAGACCGCAAUACAUAUACAUGUGGUGAAUAUCCCCAAACCUUUAAAUAUUUCUCUAAGCGUUUAGCACGCAAGAGAAAACCCAGGAAAGUGAGGUCAUUUUUCUGUUCCAAGUGUCAUAAAGGCUUCUAUACUAGCUCAGACCUCCGAGUUCAUAAGAUCACCCAUGAAGAAAAGAAACCUUACACAUGCCAAGAAUGUAAAAAAUCCUUCAGCCACCAGACAAACUUUCGGUCUCAUGAGAGGAUUCACACUGGAGAUAAGCCCUACACCUGCUUCCUGUGUAACAAAAGCUUCCGUCAGUCAUCCACGUACCACCGUCACCUGAGGAGUUGCCGUAAAGUGAACUGUAGAACUCCAUGA
Molecule: messenger RNA, 1539 nt
Organism: Grammomys surdaster
Lineage: Eukaryota; Metazoa; Chordata; Mammalia; Rodentia; Muridae
Product: zinc finger and SCAN domain containing protein 4C-like
Exons: 3
Coding region: 1-1539 (512 amino acids)
Biological process (GO): regulation of transcription by RNA polymerase II
Molecular function (GO): DNA-binding transcription factor activity, RNA polymerase II-specific; RNA polymerase II cis-regulatory region sequence-specific DNA binding
Source: RefSeq, a predicted model, not a curated record